Molecule: messenger RNA, 1060 nt
Organism: Austrofundulus limnaeus
Lineage: Eukaryota; Metazoa; Chordata; Actinopteri; Cyprinodontiformes; Rivulidae
Product: radial spoke head protein 4 homolog A
Biological process (GO): axoneme assembly; cilium movement involved in cell motility; cilium assembly
Cellular component (GO): radial spoke; axoneme
Source: RefSeq, a predicted model, not a curated record
AUUUCUUUAAAAAUUUAACUUUUUUUAUUUUCUUAAACAAAUUAAUUGAGCCAGCAUUUUUACAGUUACAAUUAUAAUCCAGAUUAUUUCUUAAUCUUAGUCACCUGUCCUUUAAAUUUGUUCCUAGUUGAGGUUUUACAAAUAAAAUCUAGUCCCUUAAGAUUAAAACACAAAAUGUGAUUGGAUGUUCAAAGGUAAGACAUUUUCAUGAGCUUUAUUUAUAACCUGUCAAAUAUUAUAAUCAUAAAACUUUAAUCUAAACUGAUAUAUAACAAAUAUACUUGAUGGUGACGUAAUGUUUUCUGAUCAUUACUGCUCUUUUCUGUCAAAUAAAAAAAGCAUUAAAUGAUCAUGUGUAAACUUCCUGUUAGCUCUUCUGUGAUUGGUUCACCCAAAGGAGCACGUGACCGGCGGUGACCAUGACAACCACUGUGUUAGAGGAACUAACGGUGUUUGUCCCCUGUGGACCUGUCCUCCGUGUCGGUACUGAAGCUGGACCAUGGCAGCUCCGGACAGUUCGUCUCAGGCCGAAAGCUUCAAGGCUUUCCUGAUGAAGAGCGACCAGAACCUCUAUGAGCACCUUACUCACCUGCUGACCAAGGUGAUGGACGAGCGUCCUGAUGAUGCCUUGGAUGUGUUUGAGGAGAUGAGUCGUGCUGUGAAGCAGGAUGCAUUUAGAGAUGUGCAGACCACCCUGAGAGACGUCUCAGACCCUCCAGAUGUUGAGCAGCUGGCUGAGAAGCAGCUACAGCUCUUUAAUCCAACAGGUGUCUCAGUCCAGGAGAAAGAACUGGUGGGAUCAGUUCUUCCUAACCUGAACGAGGUGGCCUUCUUCCUGGAGCAGGCCGGAGUGGGACUGGGUCAGGAGGAAACCCAGAAGAUUUAUCUAGCACUCAAGCACCUUGUUGAGUCGAAGUCACUGACGCACUGCCGACUGUGGGGGAAGAUUCUGGGGAGAGAGAGAAACUACAUCAUUGUUGAAGCUGAGUACAGAGAUGACGAGGAGGAGGAGGAGGAGCAGGAGGAGCAGGGAGCUGAAGGAGCUGAGGAGGAGGAGGAG